Strongylus vulgaris is the source of this 1485-nucleotide messenger RNA. Lineage: Eukaryota; Metazoa; Nematoda; Chromadorea; Rhabditida; Strongylidae. The record is from the annotation of a GenBank genome assembly.
AUGUGUGCAAUAAUUUCAGAUUUGGGACCACCAAAAUGGCACCUCGCUCGACGUCAUUUCGUCGCCGCCUUGGCUUUACUGGGAUUUGCCAACAUUUAUGCAAUGCGCGCGAAUUUGAGUGUUGCCAUCGUUGAAAUGACUUCUGGCACGAAUAAGGAUGUGAAUGGAACAAGUAUACAUGUCGAUGGCGAGUUUCGAGAAUGGUCAACUGUGACACAAGGUGUAGUGUUGGGCUCAUUUUUCUAUGGAUAUAUUCUUACACAGAUACCGGGUGGCUUUCUUGCACAUCAUUAUGGAGGGAAGAAUGUGUUUCUUAUAGGAGUUUUCGGAACUGCCGUUUUUACACUGCUUACUCCACCUCUGGCAAAGAUUGGUUAUGGUGUUCUUGUUUUAGCUCGAUUUGCUGAAGGAGUGUUUGAGGGUGUCACCUAUCCCGCUAUGCAUGUAAUGUGGAGCCAUUGGGCCCCAAUUCUGGAAAAAACAAAAUUGGCAACGUUCGCAUUUUCCGGCUCUUACUUUGGCACUGUAAUAUCGAUACCGUUAUCCGCUAUUAUCGGACAAACUCUUGGCUGGCCGUUCAUCUUCUACUUUUUUGGGCUUCUCGGACUUCUUUGGUGCUUGAUUUGGGCCAGACGUGUCAGCGAUUUUCCAGCUACAGAUCCUCAUAUCAGUACCGAUGAACUCACACUACUUCAACGUGAUGCAGUUGGCCACACACAUUACGUAAGUUUUUCCCAGUAUUCAUUGACGUCACCGCAUGUGUUCCUUGGAAAUCCCUUCGAACUGCGCCCUAUCCUUGCACACUGCACUAGAUGUGAAAUCUUGCAGAUUGUCCCAUGGGUUGAGAUGAUCACGAGCAAGGCGGUAUGGGCAGUGAUGGUAGCACAUUUUUGUGAAAACUGGGGUUUCUACACGAUGCUUACGCAUCUGCCCCGAAUGCUCAAGGAUCUUGCCAACUACGAACUUCAAAAGGCUGGUUUUGUCGCUGGAUUACCGUAUCUAGUGAUGGGCUGUACGCUUGUUUGGGGAGGGCAAUUGGCUGACUACCUCCGUAAAGAACGUAACAUCGAUACAUUAACAGUACGACGACGAUUCUGUGUAGCAGGAUUUGCUGGUCAAGCUCUGUUCCUUGCGCUCGCAUCUGUAACGUCAUCACCACCUUUUCUAGUUGCUUACCUUACAAUCUCCAUAGGUUUAGGAGGAAUCUGCUGGGCUGGGUUUUCAGUGAACCACCUGGAUCUUGCUCCACAGUUUGCUGGACAUCUAAUGGGAAUGUCGAACACUUUGGCAACAUUGCCCGGAAUGAUAUGCCCACUACUAGUUGGAUACAUCGUUACUUCUGGAACUGUUGCCGAAUGGAACAUCAUUUUUUACAUGACAGUAAUUAUAUACGCCAUGGGUGGAGCGAUCUUCUGGAAAUUCGCAUCAGGAGAAUUGCAACCCUGGGCUGGCGAACAGACACCGUUCAUUGGCGAACUACACUGA